Equus caballus (horse) is the source of this 2772-nucleotide messenger RNA. The record is from RefSeq and is a predicted model, not a curated record. Lineage: Eukaryota; Metazoa; Chordata; Mammalia; Perissodactyla; Equidae.
CUCCAUCCAGCCAGGUCUUCGUGGAACUGAGACCUGGGCCCCUCCCCUCCCGCUAGACCCCUCGCGUCUCUGGGCCCCGGAGCUGCUGGGGAGGUUGGGGGUGGGGAGGCAUCAUGGAGCUGGAGGAGGAGUAUGUGGAGUGAGUAGGGAAAACCUGCCUGGUCCGUGGUCCAUGCUCGGCCCAGGCUUGCUGUGUGGCCUUGACUGAGUCCUUCCCAUCCCUGCCUCAGUAUCCCCAUCUGUGCACAGAGGAGGCUGGUCUAGGUGGUCGCUCCAGAUGGGACUGGGCAAGAACAAGGGGUCCUCAGCCUCCGGAACCCCCUCGCUCUGGUCGCCUACCUUGGGAGAGACUUUCUCCACCGCAGAGGGACCCCGCGCGGAGCCUGGAGCAGGGCCCAGAGGGGCCGGACACGCCCAUCCAGGUGGUGUUGAGGUGGGUAUAGGUUCUCUAGGAGGGGUCCGUGCGAGGAAGGGACCGAUGGAGACAUCGGGAUGGACCAUCCACCUUCCCGACGGACCCCAGGGUGCGUCCCAUGAGCGCGGCCGAGCUGCGGCGAGGGGAACAGAGCGCGUUGCACUGCUCAGGGACCAGGACUCUGCAGAGUGCCCCGCCCCUUCUCCACCCUCCCCUCCCCCAGGUGAGCCCCCCGGGCGGCGGCCCCGACGUGGCGUUCCGCUUCGGCGCCGUGCUGGACGGGGCGCGCACGCAGGAGGACGUGUUCCGGGCGUGCGGCGUCCGGCGCCUGGGCGAGCUGGCGCUGCGCGGCUUCUCCUGCACUGUCUUCACCUUCGGCCAGACCGGCUCCGGGAAGACCUACACCCUGACCGGGCCUCCUCCCCAGCUCUCGGUUUCUUCCUGUGUAAAAUGGAGGUGAUUGUACUGACGGUGAGAAUUAAGGGAGAGGUUCUAAGGGGAGAGGGGGUGCCUGUCCCCCCCAGCCUGGCUGGCAUCAUGCAGAGGACCUUCGCCUGGCUGUUAGACCGCGUGCAACACCUGGGUGCCCCUGUCACCCUCCAGGCCUCCUACCUGGAGAUCUACAAUGAGCAGGUCCGAGACUUGCUGAGCCUGGGGGCUCCCCGGCCCCUCCCCGUUCGCUGGGACAAGACCCGGGGCUUCUAUGUGGAGCAGCUGCAGCUGGUGGAGUUUGGGAGUCUGGGGGCCCUGAUGGAGCUUCUGGAGAUGGGUCUUAGCCGUCGGAGGAGCUCAGCUCACACCCUGAACCAGGCCUCCAGCCGAAGCCACGCACUACUCACACUCUACAUCGGCCGCCAAACCCAGGUGCCUCCUGUGGACCCCGGGGAAGCCCCUGUUGGUGGGAAGCUGUGCUUCGUAGACCUGGCGGGCAGUGAGAAGGUGGCGGCCACAGGAUCCCGCGGGGAGCUGAUGCUUGAGGCCAACAGCAUCAACCGCAGCCUGCUGGCCCUGGGUCACUGCAUCUCCCUGCUGCUGGACCCACAGCGGAAGCAGAGCCACAUCCCCUUCCGGGACAGCAAGCUCACCAAGCUGCUGGCGGACUCGCUGGGGGGGCGCGGGGUCACCCUCAUGGUGGCCUGCGUGUCCCCCUCAGCCCAGUGCCUCCCCGAGACUCUCAGCACCCUGAGAUACGCAAGCCGAGCCCAGCGGGUCACCACCCGACCACAGGCCCCCAAGUCGCCUGUGGCAAAGCAGCCCCAGCGUUUGGAGAUGGAGAUAUUGCAGCUCCGGGAGGAGAACCGUCGCCUGCGGUCUCAACUGGGCCAAAGGGACCCCAAGACCUCAGGGCUCAGUGGGAGCCGGGUGGCCUGGGCCCAGCAGAACCUCUACGGGAUGCUCCAGGAGUUCAUGCUGGAGAAUGAGAGGCUCAGGAAAGAAAAGAGCCAGCUGCAGAGUAGCUGGGACCUGGCCCGGGAUGAGCAGCGCGUCCUGGCCCAGCAGGUGCACGAGCUGGAGCGGUGCCUCCUGUCUGCCUGCUCCCUUUACCAGCCAGGCCCUGGCACAGCCCCACCGUGUCCCUGUGUGAUGGUGCCAGCUCCCUCCUGCCAUGCCCUGCCACCCCUCUGCUCCUGCCCCUGCAGCCACCUCUGCCCCCUGUGCAGAGCACCACUGGGCCAGUGGGCCAGCCCACGGAGGGGGCUCCACUUGUCCCAGAUGCUUGGCCCUCAUGCCCCAGGCAGCGUGCCCCUGUCUGCCCGGCCCCCGCCCUGCGUGCCCCCCUGCAGCCCUGGCUCUGCCAAAUGCCAAAGAGAGAGGAGUCACAGCGACUGGAUUCAGACCCGGGUCCUGGCGGACUUGCUGAUGGAGGAGGAGGUGGUACCCUCUGCACCCCCCCUCCCCAUGGUGCCCCCAAACACGUCGCCGGUGCAGAGAGGUGGGGCUGCAGUCCCAAACCUGGCCCGGAGACUGGAGGCCCUCAGAGACCAAAUCGGCAGCUCCCUGCGACGGGGCCGGAGCCAGCCGCCCGCCAGUGAGGGCCCACGGAGCCCUAGCCGGGUCCUCCCUCCCUGCUGAGGGCACAGUGGAAACCCAGGAGAUGCUGUGUGACCUCGGGCGGGCGUCUGCAUCUCCCCAUCUGUUAAAUGGGGAUGGCAGCUGCUGCUCCACUCUGCGGCUGGGCCGGCCGAGGACAGGUCCUGAGCGCCGGAGGUGUGGCCUGAUGGGGCGAUUUGGGGGAGCAAAUGGAGGGUGCCCCCUCAGACCACAAGAAAUGAGACUGGAUUCAGGAGAAACCAGGCAGCGGGUGAUGAAAUAUACAAAUAAAGAGAGCAUCAGCUCCACAUCUGUCUGGUCCUGUC